This is a messenger RNA of Microtus ochrogaster (prairie vole), 915 nucleotides long. It is a transcript of the gene Tmem40, whose product is annotated as transmembrane protein 40. NCBI's taxonomy places the organism in Eukaryota, Metazoa, Chordata, Mammalia, Rodentia, Cricetidae. The record is from RefSeq and is a predicted model, not a curated record.
AUGGAGGCUUCAGGAUCUUCUUUCCAGUCUCAAGACGGCAGUGGAAUCCAUAGGGAAACAGAAAAUCUGGACUACCAAGAGACAGAGUUCCACAAGCAGGAUGAAAAGGCCCACGAACGAACUGAGAGAGACAAGUCUUCCUCCUCCUCAUCAUCCUCCUCUUCAUCUUCCUCCUCCUCCUCCUCUUCCUCCUCCUCCUCAGACAGCAGCGAUGAGGACCAGCACUCCAGAGGUCCCAGGGAACACCGAAGGAAGGCCCACAGGGACGGCUCUCCUGGUGCUGACCACGGGGAUCUGGAGGUGCUGAAGGAUGAGCUCCAGCUCUAUGGAGGUGCUGCUGGGGAAAUGGUGCUUGCUGGGGAGUCAGGUCUCCGAAGGAGAGGUUCCGGCUCAACGGGGGGAGAAGUGGAGGCCUCUCAGUUAACAAGGCUGAACAUAAAGAAGGACGAUGAGUUUUUCCAUUUCGUCCUCCUCUGCUUUGCCAUUGGAGCCUUGCUGGUCUGCUAUCACUACUACGCAGACUGGUUCAUGUCCCUCGGGGUUGGCCUGCUUACCUUCGCCUCCCUGGAGACCAUCGGCAUCUACUUCGGGCUGGUGUACCGGAUCCACAGCGUACUUCAGGGCUUCAUUCCCCUCCUGCAGAAGUUCAGGCUGCCAGGGUUCAGGAGAACUGAUUGAGAACUCUGUCUGAUGGCGUCUGAGCCAGUCCCUAAUGUGACCACUGUAACCACUGCCAUACCUGAGCCCAGAAGACAGAAUGCCAUGCUGGAAGACACCAGGAGGCCAUACCUGCAAUAAAGAGCUCUUUCCUUCCCUGUGGUCUCAGUGUUAGCACCAGUGGGCGUGUUCUCGCUCUGCAGAUUAACACACAGUCUCCAGGGCGACGAGAGAAGGGGUGGUAUCUAAAUGAGCAAG